Parnassius mnemosyne (clouded apollo) is the source of this 855-nucleotide messenger RNA. Lineage: Eukaryota; Metazoa; Arthropoda; Insecta; Lepidoptera; Papilionidae. The record is from the annotation of a GenBank genome assembly.
AUGUCGUUCGGUUUGUGCAACUCAGCGCAAUCCUUCCAACGAUUCGUGGAUGAGAUGACCAGGGGCUUAGAAUUUUGUUACUGUUACCUUGACGACUUUCUAAUAUUUUCACGAAACGAAGAGGAACACGAGAAACAUCUUCCCGAAGUAUUUGACAGACUCAAGAGAUAUGGGAUGCUUAUAAACACCUCUAAGUGUAUUUUUGGUGUUGACGAAGUCACUUUCCUUGGUUACCGUAUUUUGGAAAGUGGCACCAAGCCCCUUGAAGAAAAGGUACAGGUCAUUAUGGAGUACCCACAACCCAAGGAGGUACGUCAGUUGAGGAGAUUUUUGGGUAUCAUUAAUUUUUAUAGGCGAUUUCUGCCCAAUUCCGCCCAAGCACAAGCGCCUCUUAACAACCUCCUGACUGGUGCCGUCAAAGGUCGCCAAACAAUAACUUUGACAGAUAAAGAAAUCAAAGCUUUUGAAGACUGCAAACGUAGUCUGUCUAAUGCAGCUUUAUUAGCUCAUCCAGACUGCGAAGCCAAAUUGGCAUUAGUAACAGAUGCGUCGGACGUGGCUAUAGGUGUUAUACUUCAGCAGUUGAAAGGCGGAGCAUGGCAACCACUUGCGUUCUUUUCGCGUAGGUUAAGACCAACUCAGCAGAGGUAUUCCCCAUAUGACAGAGAGUUAUUAGCUAUAUAUGAAGCUAUUAAAUACUUUCGUCUUAUGGUGGAGCCAAGACACUUUACAAUCUAUACUGACCAUAAACCGAUCAGUUUUGCAUUCCAUAAUAGGAAAGACAACUACUCGCCUCGUCAAUAUAGACAUUUAGACUUCAUAGCCCAGUUCACAACCGACAUAAGGCAAAGAUAA